AUGCGGGGAGGGCAGAGCAGCACUUUCGACUUGAAAUGUUUCGAAGACCGAAACGAAUACUCCGGAAGGGCCCACUCAGUGCAAGGCAAGUUUGAGAUCCCUUUCCCAGUGAUACUGUUCAUUGCUCCCAUACUGCUGUACUUGUACCUGGGUUGUGCGUUUCCGGACACCUUCUUCUCCCCCUUUCCUAUCUCGCGCAGAGUUCGCUCUCGUGAGCAUGUGGACACACACACGGCAACAGUGAAGAAGCUUUCCGAGGAUGCAAAGGCUGCGCUAAAGCAGCAGAAAGAAAUCCCCAAGCUCGAGCAGGAAGGCCUCGUGGAGGACCCUUCCGUAAAUGGCCCACUCUCCCCUGCUUCCAAGCCGUCGCUGAAGGUGGAGGAGAUGAACUUCGCCGUGGAGAUGCAUGGGUUUCAAUGUCUUGUAUACACGAGCCAGGCAAGAGAUGCGAAAUACAGACCGAAGAGCAAUAUCGAUGUCACAUGGGUCACUCAACUGACGACAGAUAGGAUCCCAGUGUUCAAGAAGAUGUUGGAGAGGUGGACUGGGCCGAUCUCUGCAGCCCUGUACAGUCAAGAUGUCAGCAAAGACACAAAGGAUAUUGAAGAUUUACUCGAUCGAGUGGACUUUCACAUAGUCGGGGCUUCGCAAGGCUUGUAUCCCGUGAACACGCUGAGGAAUGUUGCGAUCAACAAAGCAAACACGGAUUUCAUUAUCUUGGCGGACGUAGAUUUUGUGCCGAGCGAAGGCAUUUACGAAGCCACAAAAUCAUUUGUUGAGAAGCUUGCUUCCACUGGAGCAGCUCAUGACAAAAAAGUCUACGUGCUGCCGGCGUUCGAGAUUGAUGGGGCAGAUCAGACGGUCCCACCAAACUUCGACGAAUUGCAGAAGAUGGGAAGUCGCAUUCAUCAGGUCCACAAUGAUAAAGGACGGGACAUUGCGCACAAAUACACUCAGUAUGACAAGCGACAGAUCCAUACAGAAUAUCCUACAGCUCCUCGCACGAUCCCAAGGUUUGAUGUGAGAUUCUUUGGCUACGGCAAUGAUAAGGCCAGCCACAACUACGAACUAAAUGCUGCGGGUUAUGAAUUUUGGGGUUUUCCGAAACAUUUUGUUGUACACAUUCGGCAUUCUCAGGCUUUCAAGAACUCUGACAACAUUCCUUCAUGA
Messenger RNA from Guillardia theta CCMP2712, 1170 nucleotides. RefSeq lists its product as hypothetical. The coding region runs from base 1 to 1170 and encodes 389 amino acids. Gene Ontology annotation, molecular function: xylosyltransferase activity; glucuronosyltransferase activity. The transcript is spliced from 20 exons. Lineage: Eukaryota; Cryptophyceae; Pyrenomonadales; Geminigeraceae. The record is from RefSeq and is a predicted model, not a curated record. Gene Ontology annotation, biological process: protein O-linked glycosylation via mannose.